Molecule: messenger RNA, 1300 nt
Organism: Protomyces lactucae-debilis
Lineage: Eukaryota; Fungi; Ascomycota; Taphrinomycetes; Taphrinales; Protomycetaceae
Product: U3 small nucleolar ribonucleoprotein imp4
Exons: 2
Coding region: 93-953 (286 amino acids)
Biological process (GO): rRNA processing
Cellular component (GO): Mpp10 complex; nucleolus; small-subunit processome
Molecular function (GO): rRNA primary transcript binding; snoRNA binding
Source: RefSeq, a predicted model, not a curated record
AACCCCAGUCAACAAAAUGUUUCGAAAACUGCGACAGAGAACUGAGAGAAGACUCGAGAGCAAGGACAAGAGAGGUGCAGAGAGAGGCCAAGAUGCUCAGGAAGACAGCAAGAGAGCGGCGGCAGUAUCUGCAUGCGCGUAUGCAGCAGAUCCAAGAAGCACAGCUGCAUGAUAAGAGGUCGCAAAUCAAGAGGGCCCUGGAAAAUGAUAGCACAAACCUGCGCAAGUCCAUUCGAGACGAUACACAGCUCAGGGCAGACUACAAGUUCGACGAGGGAGCAGAGCUUGGUGAUCUGGAUGACGAGUACCGCAAUUUGGGGGAGCGCGAACCAAAAGUCUUGAUAACAACGUCUAGAGAUCCCUCGACGAAGCUUGGCCAGUUUGCCAAGGAGAUGCGGCUGCUGAUACCCAAUUCACAGCGAAUCAACAGAGGUAAUCACGUCGUUGCUGAUAUAGCUGGUGCUUGUCGGUCAGGUGAAGUGUCGGACCUGAUCAUCCUACACGAAACACGCGGUAAACCAGACGCCCUGGUCAUCUCACACUUUCCCUAUGGGCCGACUGUGUCCUUUACCUUGCACAAUGUGACAUUGAGGCAUGAUAUUGCCAAUGUCGGCAGUGUUUCUGAGGCGUAUCCGAACAUCAUUCUCAACAACCUCAAUUCAAAGCUCGGCGAGCGCACGUGCAAGGUGCUCAAAGCCUUGUUCCCUCCCUCGCCACCCGUUACCAGCCCACGGGUGGUGACUUUCAGCAAUCAGGAUGACUACAUCUCCUUCCGCAAUCACGUCUUUGUCAAGACAUCAGGCAAGGAAGUCGAGCUGGCAGAAGUCGGCCCACGCUUUGACAUGAAGCUAUAUGAAAUCAAGCUGGGCACGAUUGAGCAGACUGAUGCAGACGUCGAAUGGCGCCUCAAGCCCUUUCAACGGCAUAAGCGUGGUGUCAUGGCCGUUGAGUGAUAUGACUUCUCGUCUAUAUGAUUCAGUUACGAGCUUCUUUCGGACCAUCGACGUCCUCGACGUCCGCAUGCAUGGCGUUAGUCAGGCUGUAGCCUAGCAUCACACUGACUGCAAUAGUGUCGCUCACAUCCAGCAAUUGCAGCACAGAAGCAUAAAACGCAGCAAUCACGAUCAGGGUUCAUGAUCGUGGGUGGCGAACGUGAUUCUCAAAUUCUACUUUCUGCAGCGCACUUCCUUUUCACAGUCGCUACAAUCAACGUCCCACUCUGCAUAUUCGCAAAUCGCAUCUUGUCUGAAGCAGUCGGGCUCUGCAUUUGGUGAACGUCCCGAAAAAGCAGCCUGGUCCU